Molecule: messenger RNA, 2178 nt
Organism: Xenopus tropicalis (tropical clawed frog)
Lineage: Eukaryota; Metazoa; Chordata; Amphibia; Anura; Pipidae
Gene: ankh
Product: ANKH inorganic pyrophosphate transport regulator
Exons: 12
Coding region: 421-1899 (492 amino acids)
Biological process (GO): phosphate ion transmembrane transport
Cellular component (GO): membrane
Molecular function (GO): phosphate transmembrane transporter activity
Source: RefSeq, a predicted model, not a curated record
GGAGGAGAAAAACAUUGUCAGUCACACAGACACACAUAAUAGGCAGCAGCGGCACUCAGCUCCAUAUUCACAUCACAUUCUCUCAGCCAUAGGAGCACAACAACGUGAUUGUGUCACACAUUCUCUUCCCCUGUGUGUGUCACUGGCGCUGGUAUUUUUUUUUUACCUUCCCUACACUCUUGGGUGAUGGAAAAUAAUCUGUCAGCAGCACAGAUCGUUGGGCUGUCCCUCCUACUGCUGCUGGCUGCGGAUCAUUGCUGAGUGGGAGGGUAGGGAUGGACAUGAUCCUUCGCAUUUCUUGUUAAGGGAUCCACAUGCAGACCGUUAUCCUGCUGCAAGCUGCUUCCCAACGCUGUGCUCCUGGGGUCCUGCUGUAUUAUCAUCCCAUGUGCCUGGGCUGUUUACUGACCGACAGGGAUUAUGGUGAAAUUGCCGGCUCUCACUCCUUACUGGCCCCUCAUCCGUUUCUUGGUUCCUCUGGGGAUCACCAACAUCGCCAUCGACUUCGGCGAGCAGGCAUUAAAUCGGGGUAUUGCUGCCGUCAAGGAGGAUGCCAUUGAAAUGCUUGCUAGCUAUGGGUUGGCAUAUUCACUUAUGAAGUUUUUCACUGGUCCCAUGAGUGACUUCAAGAAUGUUGGCCUUGUAUUUGUGAACAGCAAGCGGGACCGCAUGAAGGCAGUGCUCUGCAUGGUGGUGGCCGGCAUUGUAGCUGCAGUGUUUCACACACUUAUAGCAUACAGUGACCUGGGCUAUUAUAUUAUAAAUAAGCUGCACCAUGUGGAUGAGUCUGUGGGAAAUAAGACACGGAAGGCCUUCCUUUACCUGGCAGCGUUCCCCUUCAUGGAUGCCAUGGCCUGGACGCAUGCUGGAAUUUUAUUAAAACACAAAUACAGCUUUUUAGUGGGGUGUGCUUCCAUUUCUGAUGUCAUAGCACAGGUCGUGUUUGUUGCUAUUUUGCUACACAGUCAUCUGGAAUGCAGGGAGCCACUUCUUAUCCCAAUCUUAUCUUUGUAUAUCGGAGCUCUUGUACGUUGCACCACCUUGUGCUUGGGUUACUAUAAGAACAUACAUGAUAAGAUUCCUGAGAGCAGUGGGCCGGAGAUUGGAGGAGAUGCUACAAUCAAAAAGAUGCUGAGUUUUUGGUGGCCUUUAGCAUUAAUACUGGCUACUCAGCGAAUCAGCAGACCCAUCGUGAACCUAUUUGUCUCUCGUGACCUGGGGGGCAGUGCCGCAGCCACAGAGGCAGUGGCUAUUCUUACCGCUACAUACCCAGUUGGACACAUGCCAUAUGGGUGGCUGACAGAACUUCGAGCGGUCUACCCUGCUUUUGACAAGAAUAAUCCAAGCAAUAAAUUGGUGAACAGUGCCUGCUCAGUGUCUAAAACCCAUAUCAAAAACUUUACAUUUGCUUGUAUGGCACUUUCAUUAACGCUCUGCUUUGUGAUGUUCUGGACACCUAAUGUGUCAGAGAAGAUCCUAGUUGAUAUAAUUGGAGUAGAUUUUGCAUUUGCUGAGCUGUGUGUAAUUCCAUUAAGAAUCUUCUCCUUCUUUCCAGUACCAGUUACCGUAAGAGCACACCUAACUGGUUGGUUGAUGACACUCAAGAAAACGUUUGUGUUGGCACCAAGUUCGGUCCUAAGAAUUAUCGUCCUCAUCUCUAGUCUUAUUGUCUUGCCUUACUUGGGGGUCCAUGGAGCCACCUUAGGUGUAGGUUCUCUUUUAGCUGGUUUUGUAGGAGAAUCCACUAUGGUUGCUAUUGCAUCAUGCUAUGUUUAUCGAAAGCAGAAAAAGAAGAGUGAGACUGAAAAUGCAGUGGAAGGGGAAGACUCUGCAAUGACUGACCUACCGCACAACGAAGAGCUAACAGACAUAGUUGAAAUUAGAGAGGAGGGGGAAUGAGUUGGACCUUGUAUUUCAGUGCUCUUUGCGAGAGCAGACACAAUGUUUCUCCAUGCCUUUUUUCAAGCUAUUUUUAUUUUUCAAAGGAAUUUUGGGUUGAAAAGACACCAUUUUUUUCAGCAUACUGGGUAUGCGUACCAUAGAAAGGGCCCAACAAAAGCCCUUACUUACACAAAUGGUACAGUUAACUUUACAGCCUAUGGACUUUAAAGUGGCAAUAUUGACAUGAAGAGACUUUUCCUACUUACAUACAUUAAACAUCAUUGACCAAUCCCCCAA